This is a messenger RNA of Dioscorea cayenensis subsp. rotundata (Guinea yam), 2576 nucleotides long. RefSeq lists its product as uncharacterized. Gene Ontology annotation, biological process: regulation of DNA-templated transcription. The transcript has 10 exons. NCBI's taxonomy places the organism in Eukaryota, Viridiplantae, Streptophyta, Magnoliopsida, Dioscoreales, Dioscoreaceae. The record is from RefSeq and is a predicted model, not a curated record. Bases 160 to 2157 code for a protein of 665 amino acids. Gene Ontology annotation, cellular component: nucleus. Gene Ontology annotation, molecular function: RNA polymerase II cis-regulatory region sequence-specific DNA binding; DNA-binding transcription factor activity, RNA polymerase II-specific.
UUGGAUGUUUUGGAUUCUUUUGAAUCUUGUUAAACCGCCAAAUCGGGAGGCUUUUUUUGUUUAGAAGUCGUCCGUUACUGGAUUUGUUGAGAUUUCGUGUUUCUGGUUUUUUGGGGGGUUUUAAUCUGUUCUGGGUAUAGGGGAUUUGAAUUUGGAGUGAUGGUAGAAGAGGUGAAGAAGGAGCAUGGGAAGGGCGAGAAGGUUCAGGGUGUUGUGAUGACGUCCUGGUUUCCGGCUUCGGAUGGCAGCUUCGAGAUGAAGGCUAGCGCUCUGCCUGGGAGAGGUGCUGGCCGAACCAGGAGAUCAACAAAGGGUGGUUGGACAGAUGAAGAGGAUGAUAUAUUGGCUACAGCUGUGAGGCGGUUCAAUGGGAAAAAUUGGAAGAAAAUUGCUGAAUAUGUCCCCGACAGGACUGACGUUCAGUGCCUUCAUCGUUGGCAGAAGGUGCUUAAUCCUGAUUUGGUCAAAGGAGCAUGGGCAAAAGAGGAAGAUGAUUGCAUUAUCAAACUGGUUAAUAAAUAUGGUCCUAAGAAAUGGUCUCUCAUUGCACAGUCUAUGCCAGGGAGGAUAGGCAAACAAUGUCGGGAGAGGUGGCACAAUCAUUUGAACCCAGCAAUCAAGAAAGAUGCAUGGACAACGGAGGAAGAGACAGUUCUUAUUCAUGCUCACCAACUGUAUGGGAACAAAUGGGCAGAAAUGGCUAAGCUUCUACCUGGAAGGUAUAUUAUAUCUAAUGCUAUUAAUUUUCUUCAGUGGAAUCUGUUUGAAAUUGGCUUGCUCUGCCAAAUUCUGAAUCACUGGAACUGUUCUUUGAAAAAGAGGUUGCCCUCAAUUUUAGCUUCUGGAAUUCUUGACCAAACCCCUGGGCUUGCUUCUCUUGAUUUGAAUGGGCAUUUACCAACAUCAGAAUGCCAGCCUGUAAAGCCUAGCCAGCAACAGAUCAAACAAUUUGAUAGGAAAAGAACCAUAAAUAAAUCUUUAGUUACACCCGAAGCUUGUUUGGAUGAUCAGGAUUUAUCGUUGGGGUUUCAGGAUUUUGGUCUGCAGUCAAUUGAAAAUUCUAUAGCUGUAGGACCAGAGAAUCGAGAAAUUACAAUUGAAGAUUCAAAACGAUUAAAAAUAGAGGUAGAAGAAAUUCCAUUGGAUGAUCCUAAAUGUAUACAAAUAGAGGCGAUCAAUUUUGCAAAGCAUCUACAGUGUGGGGGAGAUAAAGGUCCCGCCAGUUAUCCAAAUAGUUUCCUAUACAAGGAUGCGAGUCCUUGCAGGACUGAUCUCUUGCCUCAUGUGACAAAUUUGUGGCGCAUAGAGGAUUCUAAUCAUAGUGGUGCUGCAGAUGAUUCACAUGUUGCUUCAGUUCUUCAGCCAAAAGCACAGAAUUUUAUCAGUAAUCCGUUCUUUUCACAUAGUGAGUUUGACAGAUCCUUCAGUAAUAAGAUGUUGGAAUCUCCUAAAAAACUGUGGAGGUGUGAAUUUGUGAUUAAGGAUGAGAACAAAAAAUAUAAGGAUAAAAAUAUUUCACAGACUCCUACGACUGUUUUAAGUAGCUAUGAUAAAUUUUGUGGUGGAGAUCAGAUCAUUAGAACACCUGUAUCUUUGGACAAUUCAACUUUUUGCCCCUUGUAUUGUGCACCAUUGCAGUUGGCAGGCAAUGAAAUAUCACUUGUGAAUUCACGAAAGUCUGAUACGGAUGUUCAUACCAAGCAGAAGUGUAGCCCAGUUCAGUGUUCCACGCCAUCAAACCUGUCAUUGAGUCUUGCUUGUGUUCCAACCACUCCAGAAUCUAUCUUGAGGAGUGCGGCAAAGACCUUCAAAAAUAUCCCAUCAAUCAUGCGAAAACGUGGCAGGGAGAGUUCAAAAGUGUUGUUUCCAAAGAACUCUCCACAAGCAAGGUGUGAAGCAACAAAAACUGAUGGUAGUGGUGAUUCUUCUCGGAGGGUUGCAAACAUUGAGAAUGAUAAGGAUAAUGAAUGUGUAUCACAUCACUAUCAAAGAAAAAAUUUGUUCGAUCUGAAUAAAUCUGAUAUGUUGAAUGGGGAGCCGCUUUUAUCAUAUUCCAGUGAACAGCCAUUGAAGAGUAAACAUUUUAGUACAACAAAAUGCAUAGAGAAAAAGCUAGAAAUGGAGUUUGAUUUGGAGUGGGAUGCUUGCUCAUUAUGACUGUUGCAGCAUCAGACAAGCUCAAAUUGCGAAUGCAGUUCAAGCACACUUUUUUGUAGACAAUUUAACGGAGGUGUUUCCAUUACCCUGUUCUCUUGCUAAACUAAAACUUUUGCCAUCCCUAUAUGCUCCAAGAGCUGUAUAAAAUUACGUCUUGUUUUUUAGAAUGUUUUUUAUGAUUUCAUCGAUCAAUGAUUACAUUAACUGAGUCACUGAAAUUUGUAAUUUUGGAGUAGUAGACUGUGAUAACCAACGUUGACUCUGAUCCCCUUUGUAUAGAUGAAUUUUGGGAAGGCUGAGUCAACAAAGCUGUACAUUUGGAACGUGGUAUUCUUCAUGUUUUCUUAAGAUGUCAUGGUGCAUUGCAUUGAAAUUUCCCUGGUAGUCUUUGAUUCAAAAUCCAAAUCAUAAACCUUAAC